Messenger RNA from Prunus armeniaca (apricot), 786 nucleotides. NCBI's taxonomy places the organism in Eukaryota, Viridiplantae, Streptophyta, Magnoliopsida, Rosales, Rosaceae. The record is from the annotation of a GenBank genome assembly.
AUGGCGACCUCUGCUUAUGGUUCCAACUCCUCCUUUGUUGCUCCUAUGCCCAACGUUUCCAACAUGUUGACCGUCAAGUUGGAAUGUAAUACCUAUCCUUUAUGGCUUGCGAAUUGUGCCACUUCUUCACAACCGCUCUCUUAUGAAGUGAAUCCGGCUUUUGAGGACUGGAUUCAACAAGAUCAAAUGGGAUUGUCCUGGCUUAACGGGUCUCUCUCUCCAGCUGUGCUUGCUACCGUUACUCAUUCUACCUCUGUGCAUCUCACUUGGUUAUCUCUUGAAAAACAUUAUACUUCCCAAAUUCAAAAUCGACUCCUCCAGCUUCAUUGUGACUUGUUGCAAACUACUCGCGGUGAUCUCUCGAUUGCUGACUUUCUUGAUAAGGUGAACUCUUUGGUUGAUAACCUUGCUCUUUCUUGCUCCCCUUGCGAUUCUGACCUUAGAGGUACUACUAUGGUUGCUUCACAUGGACAUGGUGGUUUUCAUGGUCGUGGCUCGUUUGGACAGCGUGGUGGUCGUGGUUUUUCUGGCGGUUCCUUUUUUCAUGGUGGUCGUGGUAGUUUUUCUUCUUCCACAGAUGGUGUUCUUGGUGUGGUUUCGUCUUCUUCCAACGGUGUUUCUUCUUCUUUCUCUAGCGGUGCUUCCUCAUCUUCCAUGGCUCCUGGUCCUACUGCCUUUCCUUCUGGUUCUCGGAUUCUUUGUCAAAUUUGUGGCCGUGGUGGUCAUGCUGCCUUAGAUUGCUAUAACCGCAUGAAUCUUGCCUUUGAAGGUCGCAUUCCUACUUAG